GACCAGGAGGCAGUAGCAUAGAUAUAUUCUAUUUAUACAAACUAAAAAUCUUGUUCCCGGCACAGCAGGAGAGGAGAGAAAGGCCCACAGUUCCAUUUAGAUUGAAGAAUGGGAGCCGUGAAGAUCUGGGACGCCAUGGAAGUUGCAGAGGAAGCUCGGGAGAACUGCUGCUCCGAAAUUCACUCUUCCCAUACCACCGUCGACACCUCCCUCUCUUUCCCCCAAAUGACUCCUAAGAUCAUAGAGCUGUGCAAGGAUCUGUUCAAGAAAUGGUCAAAUUUGGACGAUUCACAAUUUUCUGUUGAGACCAUAUCGGGUGGCAUUACAAAUUUGUUGCUGAAGGUAUCCGUUAAGGAGGAAAAUGGAAAUAGUACAUGUAUGACAGUUAGGCUGUAUGGUCCUAACACCGAAUAUGUUAUCAAUCGUGAACGUGAAUUGCAGGCCAUUGGGUACCUCUCAGCUGCUGGUUUUGGUGCGAAGCUGCUUGGAGUUUUUGGAAAUGGCAUGGUUCAAUCUUUUAUCAAUGCACGGACACUAACUCCAUCAGACAUGAAAAUCCCAAAGCUGGCUGCUGAAAUUGCCAAGCAACUUCGUAAAUUCCAUCAAGUGGAAAUUCCAGGUUCUAAAGAACCACAACUAUGGAUUGACAUCUUCAAGUUCUUUGAGAAAGCAUCCACCCUUAAAUUUGAUGAUAUUGAGAAGCAGAAGAAGUAUAAGGAAAUUUCAUUUGAAGAAGUUCAUAAUGAAGUUGUUGAACUCAAGGAGUUAACAGACCGCCUUAAUUCCCCUGUGGUGUUUGCUCACAAUGACUUACUUUCUGGGAACUUAAUGCUCAAUGAUGAUGAAGGGAAACUAUAUUUUAUUGAUUUUGAAUAUGGAUCAUACAGUUACAGAGGCUUUGACAUUGGAAAUCACUUCAAUGAAUAUGCAGGCUAUGACUGUGACUACAGCUUAUACCCAACUAAGGAUGAACAAUAUCAUUUCUUUAGGCAUUAUCUAGCGCCUGACAAACCAAAUGAGGUAUCUGACAAAGAUCUCGAAACCCUCUAUGUUGAGGCAAAUACUUUCAUGUUAGCUUCACACUUGUAUUGGGCUUUGUGGGCAUUAAUCCAGGCAAAGAUGUCACCGAUAGAUUUUGAUUAUCUUGGUUAUUACUUCCUGAGAUAUGAAGAGUAUACAAAGCAGAAAGAGAAAUGCCUCUCAUUGGCACGGUCUUACCUUUCAGCAUCCAGGGAUGAGUAAAUGUUGAGCACAUUAUCAGGUGGCCUUUGUAUGACAUGAAUUUGUAGCACAAGCUCUCUGAGCUUCUACUUUGAUAUUCUUGUAAAAAUAUUCUUUUGUAGCAACUUCCCGGACAAAGAAACUUGAAAUUGAAUUAUUAAAAAAUAUCAUUUAUUUCA
Vitis riparia (riverbank grape) is the source of this 1400-nucleotide messenger RNA. RefSeq names its product probable ethanolamine kinase. Gene Ontology annotation, cellular component: cytoplasm. NCBI's taxonomy places the organism in Eukaryota, Viridiplantae, Streptophyta, Magnoliopsida, Vitales, Vitaceae. Gene Ontology annotation, biological process: phosphatidylethanolamine biosynthetic process; phosphatidylcholine biosynthetic process. The coding region runs from base 109 to 1242 and encodes 377 amino acids. Gene Ontology annotation, molecular function: ethanolamine kinase activity; choline kinase activity. The record is from RefSeq and is a predicted model, not a curated record. The transcript is spliced from 11 exons.